Molecule: messenger RNA, 465 nt
Organism: Trichoderma harzianum CBS 226.95
Lineage: Eukaryota; Fungi; Ascomycota; Sordariomycetes; Hypocreales; Hypocreaceae
Exons: 1
Coding region: 130-417 (95 amino acids)
Source: RefSeq, a predicted model, not a curated record
UCGCGAUUCUUUCUAUCUUUUUUUGGUCCCCUCAUGCCUGUGUGGCGUUAUAGUUUGUUGCGUUUCCUCCCGUAUCCAAGGGCGGGAGCCGGCGCCAUGAAUGCGGAUCAUGCGUGGUGGAAAUGACCAAUGUUUGAGUUGCCCGCAGAGCAUUGCUUAGCCGCUCCUGUUCCAAUGCGACACCACACUACAGUACAAGCUGCAGUCCCUUUUAUCUGUUUCGUCUUUUCUGGCGUCUCUUUUUUUUUUUUUUUAAUCGGCUCACGCGGUAAGACGUGGACUGUAGGCAUAAGAUCACUUCAGGACCACUCUAGUGCAAGAGAUGGGGCUAAUGGCAUCUCGUCAGUCGAUUCGAGAAAUGAAGGGAGACUACGGAGUACGAAGAUGAUGGACAAUAAGAACAGUACGGCAAAAUAAAAAUAGGCCCAUGCAUCUCGACCGAUGUCAGCGGAGGAUAAGCUCAGA